CCCACCAGCCGCCGGAAGUGCAGCAGAGGACUGUUUCCGGGUGGAGCUGAGUGUUUUGCAGCGGCUGAGCUCGGUUCGGUCCAGCAGCUCCUGCAGGUUCGGUUCGGGUUCUGACACGCCACCGGGACUCGGUGCUGCUCCAUGCCCGCCUCUGCUCUCUGAUCCGCGGCUCUCUCUCCUCCUCCUCAUGGCCUCCAGAAGGCCCGACAGCUUCGACGGGUUCGGGUUCCGGGGCCGCGACGACUUGUACGGAGCCGGAUACCCGGCUCGGAGCUCCGGGGCGGCGGGGGACCUGCACCUCCACCAGUGGGUCACCACCCCGCCGGACAUCCCGGGCAGCCGGAACCUGCACCCCGGGGAGCGGACGCCUGUGUGCGAGGAGUCCGAGCAGCGGGAGCCCGGAGCCCGCUGGGAGGCUCCGCCGGCCGCGGGGGUUCCUCCAGAGCAGCUGAACCGCUUCGCGGGCUUCGGGAUCGGGCUGGUCAGUCUCUUCACAGAGAACGUCCUCGCUCACCCCUGCAUCGUCUUCCGGCGACAGUGUCAGGUGGACUACCACGCCCGCUGCUACCACCUGACUCCGUUCAGCGCCGUCAGCGUCAUGUACGCCAUCACCAAGGCCCAGGGGGUGAAGGCGCUGUGGAAGGGGAUGGGCAGCACCUUCAUCGUUCACGGCAUCGCUCUGGGCGCCGAGGGCAUCAUCAGCGAGUUCACGCCGUUACCCAGGGAGCUUCCUCACAGCUGGAGCUGGAAACAGCUGGCGGGACAUCUGCUGCUCAAAGGGUUAACUGCUGUAGUGGCUCUCCCUUUUUACUGCGCCAGCCUCAUCGAGACUGUCCAGAGCGAGAUUGUUCGGGAUGAGUCCUCUUCCGGGCUGCUGGACUGCAUUCGUGAAGGUCUGACCCGGCUGCUCGGCGUGGGUGCUCCUCACAGCCGCCGUCUGCUUCCUCUGGGCUGCCUGCUCCUUCCCGUGGCUCUGCAUGCCGUCCUUCGGUACGCCAUCGCGGCCUCCACCCAGCGGGCGGCCAUGUGGCUGCACCAGCGCAGCAGGAAGAAUCGGCUGGAAUCCUCCAACCCCCUCGACGCCUACUUCCCUGAGCUGGCGGCAGCGUGGGCGGGGUCUCUGGUGGCGGACGUGGUUCUGUUCCCUCUGGAGACGGCGCUGCACCGCCUCAGCCUGCAAGGGACGCGCACCAUCAUCGACGCCACCGAUGGGGUGCUGGCAGCAGGCGGCGGCGGCAGCCCGCUGGUCCUCCCCGUCAACACGCAGUACGACGGUUUCUCCGACUGCCUGCACUCCAUCCGCCGCAAAGAGGGCGUGGCCGGCUUCUACCGUGGCUUCGGGGCUCUGGUGACCCAGUACUCGCUGCACGGGGCGCUGCUCGCCGCCGCCAGGACUCUGCUCAGGGUGAUGCUGCUGGACGCAAAGGUCUGAGGCUCCCAGACGCUGUCGCCACGGCAACAGGACUUUGGUCAGGUGGUAAUGGUGUGACUGAUGAAGCCCUGACGACCUCCACAUCCCCUCCACUUCCUGCCACAGUGUCAUAUGUUGCCACGGAAACUAAUUCCCGUUCGUUUAAACGUAGCCCUCCUAUUGGUUGGCUGGAAAAACAGCCGUAAACAAAGAACUUUAAUGAAUGCGAGCAUAAAGCUGACUUCAUCCGAGCUGCAGAUUUCUGUAUAAAACUGUAUCUAAUUGAAAUGUUUUGUGUUUGAAAAUUUGAAAAUGUAGAUUCAGAUUAAAUUAUUUGUGAUUCGUUGAUAAAUGCAGAAUUUACUGAAUAAAUGUUGAGAAUGAUUUGAAAUAGUUUUGUUGUUAUUAGCUGUUGAAAUGAACUCUUCUUCUGCCACGUAUUUAAUGAAGCGAGAAGAUUCUGUAUAUUUGUCAAAACAUUUAUCAGAUUAUUUCAGUAAUCCUAUUUAUUCUCAACAUUAGAUUCCUUAAAGUAAAACAAGACAAAAUGUUAACCACACACUGCUUGUAAAGGUUUUCUGAGUAAGGGUUUAUCUUUCCAAAUAUUAAAGUUUAUCAGUUUA
Messenger RNA from Fundulus heteroclitus (mummichog), 2034 nucleotides. It is a transcript of the gene slc25a46, whose product is annotated as solute carrier family 25 member 46. NCBI's taxonomy places the organism in Eukaryota, Metazoa, Chordata, Actinopteri, Cyprinodontiformes, Fundulidae. The transcript has 8 exons. The record is from RefSeq and is a predicted model, not a curated record. The coding region runs from base 188 to 1432 and encodes 414 amino acids. Gene Ontology annotation, cellular component: mitochondrial outer membrane. Gene Ontology annotation, biological process: axon development; mitochondrial membrane fission; mitochondrial fission.